GCGGCUGGUGGAUGUCAACUGCCAACCCUUUGGUUAGCAGCCGUAGCACUUAACCACUACGCCAGUUUCCUAGAAUAUGUCUGCGUACCCCAAUUUUUUUCUUUUUACAAUAAGAACCAUAUCCUCACGUGACGUUGUCUCCUCUUCUUUUCUUGGAAAACCUGCGUCAUCUCCGAGCGCUGAAACUUUUCACGGCUGCAGGCGCCUAAAAGGCAGCCCCAUGGCCGUGACGUAUAAUUUGCGCGCCGACGAAGGAAAGCCCCUGCUCCUCUUGGGCAGAGCGCGGUACACUCCUUUACGCUGUACAGGGCUCUUUGAAGAGACACGUGCGCUGUUGAAUGGAGCUGGUCGCUGGUUGCUACGAGCAGGUCCUUUUUGGGUUCGCUGUGCACCGGGAGCCCCAGGCGAGCGGCGACCUCGAGCAGAAAUGGACCGCUGUGGCUGACUUCACUCACCAUGCCCACACUGCUUCCUUGUCAGCCGUGGCUGUGAAUAGUCGUUUUGUAGUCACUGGGAGUAAAGAUGAAACAAUUCACAUCUACGACAUGAAAAAGAAGAUAGAGCAUGGGGCUCUGGUGCAUCACAAUGGCACAAUAACUUGUCUGAAGUUCUAUGGCAACAGGCACUUAAUCAGUGGAGCAGAAGAUGGACUAAUCUGCAUCUGGGACGCAAAGAAAUGGGAAUGCCUCAAGUCUAUUAAAGCGCACAAAGGGCGUGUGACCUUCCUCUCCAUUCAUCCAUCUGGCAAGCUGGCCCUGUCUGUGGGUACAGAUAAGACAUUAAGAACAUGGAAUCUUGUGGACGGAAGGUCAGCAUUCAUAAGAAAUAUAAAACAAAAUGCUCACAUAGUUGAAUGGUCCCCAAAAGGAGAGAAAUACAUAGUUGUCACGAUGAAUAAAAUAGACAUCUACCAACUGGACACUGCAUCUGUUAGUGGUACCAUCACAAAUGAGAAGAGAAUCUCCUCUGUCAGGUUUCUCUUUGAGUCUGUCCUUGCAGUGGCAGGAGAUGAAGAGGUUGUAAGGUUUUUUAACUGUGAUUCACUCAUGUGCCUCUGCGAAUUUAAAGCUCAUGAAAACAGGGUGAAAGACAUACUCAGUUUUGAAAUCCCAGAGCAUCACGUUAUUAUCACAGCAUCAAGCGAUGGGUUCCUCAAAGUGUGGAAGCUUAACCACGAUAAGGGAGUUCCCCCAUCUCUCCUCUGUGAAGUAAACACUAAAGCCAGGCUGACCUGUGUGGGAGUGUGGUUGGACAGAGUGACAGACAAGAAGCAAAGCCUCCUUCCAGCUGCAGAGCCUUCCCCUGUAAGUAAAGACCAGUCCCAAAUCCACCAGAAGGAACCUGGGGAUGAAGUGCAGGAAGAAGAAAGGCAGUCAAAACCUAACACAAAAAAAGGUGGUUUAACUGGAGACAAUGGUAAACCAAAGAAAGAAAACAGCCUGGUGUCUCCCAAGAAGAGGAAAAUGGCAAAAAUGCUGGAAAAGAAGAAAAAAAGGAAGAAAAUACAAAUGAUACGGCAAGUUGCAGCCUUCUCCUAUGAGAAAACUUCUUUGCCUGAGUAAAAGCAAAGAAUUUCUUCUUUUGGAGAAAGUGUACAGCUUUAAAAAUUACUUCUAGGUGUGUUUCUUAAACAGUGAUACAAUUAUUUUUGACAGGCAAUAUGUAUUAUGUAUCAUGGUGGUAGCAGCUUUCUCCUAAGAGAAAACUUUUUUUCCGAGUAAAAGCAAGGAAUUUCUUCUUUUGGAGAAAUUAUACAGCUGAAAAAAUUACUUUUAGGUGUGUUAAACCGAUAAAAAUCUUUUUGGCAGGCAACAUGUAUUAUAUAUCACAGUAGUACAUACUAUAUGUAGUAUAUAAUUUUACUGUUGUGUAAGCAAAUAAAAGCUUUUUCUCAAAAUGUUGUAAUUUCAAAUAAUACAGAAUCUUGAACACGCUCUUUACCAGAGAUGUAUAGGGGAGUUCAAAAUUUUCUCCUUAAUGUAGGGAGAAUGGAAAAACCACCUUACUUUGGUUUCUUCAAAUGGUUCUAGUAAAUUAUUUGUUGCUGUUGUAAUUUUAAUGCAGAUUUUGUUCAUUUUGGUACCAAAGGGUAUAAAAAGAUUUUCAUACCAGCGUAUUAAGACACAUUUAAAAAAUUAUAUAUAAAGCAAAUAUAUGUAUGUACAUAUGUAUAUAUAAAACGUAUGCCUAAGUUUAGGGUUAAGUACAUAAAGAAGGUUAGAGAGAGAGGUUGCCAAACUCUUACCAAGCAGUGGAUGACAAGAUAAUGAGGAAAACAGAUUUCCAAUUUUGUUUUCAUCCCUUUCAGGGCAUCAAAAAAAUCACAUCCCACUCAAUAUGGGGAAAGGACUUAAAUAUACAUUUUACCAAAGAGGAUAAUCAAGUGGCCAACAAAUACAUGAAAAGAUGCUCAACGUCAUUAACAAUUGUUGUGUGCUAGCAAGUCAGUUCCUGCUUAGCCACCCUAUAGGACAGAGUAGAACUGCCCCGUAGGGUUUUCUAAGCUAUAAUCUUUACGGGUGCAGAUCACUAGGACUUUUUUCCCAAAGAGCAGCUGGUGAGUUCCAAUCACUGACCUUUUCAGUCAGCAACUGAGCACUUAACCGUUUGUGCUACCAGGGACCUCACCCCUGUUUGAAUGAUGAUGAAUAAAGAAGAAAAUGGGAAACAGGUUUUGGAGAAACUGGAAGCUAAAUGUAAAAUGGAAUGUAAAAUAGUAUAACUGCUGUGGAAAACAGUUUGGGGGUUCCUUAAGAAGUUGGACCUAGAACUACCAUAUGACCCAGCAAUCCCAAUUCUAGGUAAAUGCCCAGAAGUGAAGGCAGGAGUGCCAGCCUGUACACCAGUGUGCACUGCCGUACUUCUCACAACAUUGAGGGAACGUUUCCGCCAGAAUACUCCCUCAUAUCGCUCCCACCUUAACCCUGGAGAAUCACAAAUCUAUUCUCCACUUCUAUAAUUUUGACAAAAUUAUAAUAAAGAGGAUGAUACAUUCACUCAGCAUAGUUCUCUGGAGAUGGAUCCAAGUACUAACUCUCUCUUCUCCAUUCCCACUCACCCUGGUAACCACUAACAAACUUUGGUUUUUAUGCAUUUGCCUACUCUAGAUAUAUCAUGUAAGAGAUCAUAUAGUACUUGUCCUUUUGCAGCUGAUUUCUCAGUAUGUUUUCAAGGCUAAUCCAAUCAAAAUAUGUAUCAACUUCGUUUCCCUUGAUGGUGUAGUAAUAUUCCAUUGUCCAUUCCCUGGGUUGUUUCUACCUUUUGGCUGUCGUGAACAAUGCUGCAGUGAACAAGUAUCUGUGUUCCUGCUCUGAAGUCUUGGAUAUAAACCUAGGAGUGGAAUUGCUGGAUCGUGUGGUAACUCUAAAUUAAAAAAAAAUUGCCAAGUAUUUUCCACAGCGGCUAUACCAUUUUACACUCCCACCAAAUGCGUGAGAGUUCCAACUUCUUCACAUCUUAGGGGUGAAGUGGUAUCUCAUUGUGGUUUUGAUUUGCAUUUCCCUAAUGACUUGGAGCAUCUUUUCAUGUGCUCCAAGAUGUCUAUUCAGAUUCUCUUCCCAUUUUUUGUUUGGGUUGUCUGUCUUUUUGUUGUUGAGUUGUAGGAGUUCUUUAUAUAUAAUCUGGGUAUUAAAUCCUAAUCAAACAUGGUUCCCAAAUAUUUUCUCCCAUUCAGUAGGUUGUCUUUCCACCUCCAGGGGUGUUGAUCAUACUUGUGACAGGAGUCCUCUGGUCUCACCAUGGAGUUAGGGCAGCUCUGCUGUUUAUUAACUGUGACCUUGUACCAGUUAAAUAACCUCUCUGCCACAGUUUCCUCCAUCUCUAAAAUCAGGUGAUAGUAACGGUCCUUAGCCCAUAGGGUUGUUUUGAAGAUUCAAUGAGUUAGUACAUGUAAAGCACUUCAGACAGCCUGGCAUAUGAGUUGUUGUUAGGUGCCACAGAGUUGGUUCCAACUCAUAAUGACCGUAUGUACAACAGAAAGAAACCUUACCUGGUCCUGUGCCAUCCUCACAGUCGUUGCUAUGUUUGAGCCCACUGUUGCAGCCACUGUGUCAGUCCCAUCUUGUUAAAGGUCUUCCUCUUUUUCGUUGACCCUCUACCAAGCAUGAUGUCCUCCAGGGACUGGUCCCUCCUGAUAACAUGUCUGGCGCAGUACAUCAAUUGAUUUCUAGAUUGCUACUUCCUUGGGCUGUAUAUGUUUUUGCCAAGAGGGGCAAUGGUGGUUCAGUGGUAGAAUUCUCACUUUCCAUGCAAGAGUUCAAUUAUCAGCCAGUGCGUCUCCUGGGCAACUACCACCCAUCUGUCAGUGGAAGCUUGUGUGUUGCUAAGAUGGUAUACAGGUUUCAGUGGAUCUUCCAGACUAAGGUGGACUAAGAAGAAAGGCCUGACAAUCUGCUGCUGAAAAUCAGCCAACGAAAACCCUAUGGAUCACAAAAGUCCUAUCCCCAACCGACCAGGGGGAUGAUGCUGGUCUGGGCAGCAUUUCACUUCAUUAUGCGUGGGGUUGCCAUAAGUAGAUGGCACCUAACAACAACAGCGUUUUUGCUGAUACUGUUAUGGCUCCAAUGCAUGAGACAGGAGACAUGGCAGAUAGGAUGGGCUGAGAAAUUAGGUGAUAUUUUUCAUAAUUUAUAGUGUUAAUCCCACAGAGAAAGGUUUAUUGACUGGAUGUUGCCCAUAAAACUUUAAGAAACUUCUUAAGAUCUAAGAGUUCACAUUGUGCAUGUUCAAUAGACAUUACUUGAAUUGAAACAUUGUAAUUUGGGACUCUAGAUGUUUUUUGUUCAGGGUCCCAUUAGUUUGUAAAGUCAACACCUUAGAGGCUGCAAAGAUGACAAAACAAUGCUUAAAGCUCUAUUCCUUCCUCAUGAGCUCUUCUAUUGUGGAGAUGGUAUCUACUGCUGUAGGGGUGUGUGUGUGUGUGUGUUCAGCAGACAGUCCUGACUAAAUGGCUGUGUGAAGAAAAACCUGAUAGGUCCCAGUGAUCAGAGACUAAAAACAGUCUCUCACACAGUCUUGGUCACACCCUAGUAACAGGCUUGUGAAUCACGGUUCCAGUACUUCAGUGGGUUUCUAUUUGAGAGCUGAGCUACCUCCUAGAAAAUAUUAAUAUCAACUAAAAACACAACUAAACACAACUUGUUUGUUUAAUCACUCUGGGAGUAAUUGAAAUACAGUAGAAACCAAAUUAAUUUAUAUUUUGAUGGACUGCACAGUCAUAAAAGAGCUGUAUGUUUUGGUUGAAAGAUUACACAACGAGGCAUAUAGUGUAGGGCUAGGAGUGAGCCUAAGAGCCCUGGUGGUGCAGCGGUUAAGUGCUCAGCUGCUAACUGAAAGGGGAAAAAGAUCUGGUGAUCUGCUCCUGUAAAAAUUAACAGUCUAGAAAACCCUGUGGGGUGGAUGGUGCCCGGCUACCAUGACUGAACAUUUUAAUCAAAAAUUAUAAGAAUCCUGUUCAAAAGGGGAAAACGCAGAACAGAAUUUCAAAUUUCCACGGACUUUCUGGGGCCAUGAAGGCUGGAUGAACCCUUAAAAUUAUUGCACUGAAAUAAUCUUUAAACUUUAAGCCAGAAACACCCCAUGAAGUCUUCUUAAAAUCAAACAACAGUUUAGCUUAAGUAGUAAAAAAUGUCUGCCCUGAGCCUUAAAUUAAGCUCUUUUAAGAGCUAUAUGGGAUCAAACUGACAACCACAAUUCCAGAGAUUAGAUAAGAACCUUAGAGGGCAGUGAGUUUAUGUUAAUUGGGGAGGAACAGCUCCAAGAAUGUAAUCAGUAUCACUGAAUUGUACGUGUAGAAACAGUUGAAUUGGUGUUUGCUGUGUGUAUUAACAACAAAAUAAUUUUUUAAAGCUAUAUUAAAAAAUAAAAUAUGGGGCAGUUCUCUACUGUCCUAUAGUGUUGACUCUGAGUCAGAAAGGACUCAACAGCACAUAAGAAGAAUGAGUCAACCCAGACCCAACCAGGUGCUACCAAUGGAGUCAAUUCCAACUCAUGGCAACCCCAUGUGUGUAGAAUAGAACUGCUCAAUAGGGUUUUCAAGUUUUGGAAAUAGAUUGCUGGGCCUUUCUUCUAAGGUCCCUCUGGGUGGCUUUGAGCUGCCAGCCUUCGGGUUAGUCCAGUGUUUAACCAUUUGAGUCACCCAGUGAGUCAAACAGACUUAAUUUCAAAUAACAGUUCUACCAGCGACUAGGUCUGUAGGCAAUUUAUAGUUCUCUGAGGUUCAAUUUCUUUAAAAAAGCAGGGAAGGUGGCUGUAGUGUCACUAGAGGGAUUGACAGGUGACAUUGUCAGAGGGGGUGCCAGCAAAAUGACUGUCUAUAAAAUUUUUGUGCAGUGUUUUGGCAGAAAUUUAUUUUUUAUAAAAAUAUCCCUGUAGUUCUAACAACAAAAACAUUUUUCAUAAGCCAGCUUACAUGUGUCAAUAUACCUACAAAGCUAAAACUCUAUGCUAAUUUACUUUUUGAACCUUCUAAUGCGUUCUGGUCUGUGAGGCAUCAAAUCGUGUGAUUUCGUAUGUACCCGCUACUACAAGCAUGUACUCUUGUUUUCGUUGCUGCAGGUGGGUUUUAUUUUUUAGUGAUUUAUCUUUUUGACUUUUUUAUUGUACAAGACACAAUGUUUUGUGAAACAGGUUGCCAAACCCAUGACAUGUCAACACUCUCCUCCACCCCGAGUCCCCCAUUUCCUGUCCCCCUUUCCUGCCCCCUUCUCCCUUCUAGUCCUUGCCCCUGGGCUGGUGUGCCCAUUUAGUCUCAUUUUGGUUUAUGGACCUAAUUUUUGGCUGAAGGGUGAACCUCAGGAUUGACUUCAUCACUGAGCUAUAAGGGUGUCCAGGAAACCCUGGUGGCCUAGUGGUUAAGUGCUACAGCUGCUAACCGAUGGGUCGGCAGUUCGACUCUGCCAGGCGCUCCUUGGAAACUCUAUGGGGCAGUUCUACUCUGUCCUAUAUGGUCGCUCCACAGCACUGGAUUUGGUUUUUAAGGGUGUCCAGGGGCCAUACUCUCAGGGUUUUUCCAGUCUCUAUUUAUCAGACCAGUAAGUCUGGUCUUUUUGUGUGUGUGUGUGAGCUAGAAUUUUUUUGUACAUUUUUCUCCAGUUCUGUCCAGGACCCUCUAUUGUGAUCCUUGUCAGAGCAUUCAGUGGUGGUAGCCUGGCACCACCUAGUUGUGCUAGACUCAGUCUAGUGGAGGCUGUGGUAGCUGUGGUCCUUUGGACUAAUCUUUCUCUUGUGUUCCGUUUUCUUCAUUCUCCCUUGCUCCAGAUGGGGACUACAGGUGUUUUUAUAGUCUUUGAUUUUGCCAAAUUUUCUGGUGUUUUAGCUCCAAUAUUGUGGUAAUUAGUAUUUGUGAGGAGCCCUGGUGGCACAGUGGCUAAGAGCUACGGCCGCUAACCAAAAGGUCGGGAGUUCAAAUCCAGUAGCCACUCCUUAGAAACCCCUAUGGUGCAGCUCUACUGUGUCCUAUAGGGUUGCUGAGUCGGAACCAACUCGAUGGCACCUAACAACACCAACACCAACAGUAUUUGUGAACCUGUAUCAAUAACUUUUUUUGAGAAUAAAGCAGUAAUUAAAGGAAAAGGAAA
Messenger RNA from Loxodonta africana (African savanna elephant), 7577 nucleotides. RefSeq names its product PAK1 interacting protein 1 (gene PAK1IP1). The transcript is spliced from 10 exons. The coding region runs from base 339 to 1562 and encodes 407 amino acids. Gene Ontology annotation, molecular function: protein binding. The record is from RefSeq and is a predicted model, not a curated record. Lineage: Eukaryota; Metazoa; Chordata; Mammalia; Proboscidea; Elephantidae.